GGGAAUGUCACAGAAUUCUUGUGAGGAUUUAUCCAUUAAAUUCAUUUUUUCUCUCCCUCUAAAGAUCCUCAAUGUUUUGUUAGCAAAAAUGGUGUAAUGCAUCAAAUAUGUAAUCAAUACAUGUUUCUGAUUGUUCCAAUGUGUAGAUUGACUACCUGUAGAAGCAAUGGCUGCUUGACUAUGGCUGACACACAAGUGCAUCGAUCUGAUACCCAUGCCUCCACCAUCCUCAAUGGACUCAAUAGACUGCGUAAAGAUCACAUCUUCUGCGAUGUCCAGCUCCAGGUUGGUUCACAGUUAUUCCAGGCCCAUCGAUUGGUCCUAUCAGCUUGUAGUCCGUACUUUGACGCCUUGCUUACAAGUGGGCUGAGCGAGACUCAUCAAGAUGUCAUCAACAUACAGGGGGUGCAACCAAACAUCUUUGAGCACUUGCUGGGAUUCAUAUACACAGGUCACCUUGAUGUUACUACAAGCAAUGCCCAAGGGUUGCUGUUUGCAGCUGACAUGUUUCAACUCAAUGAAAUCAAACAAAUUUCUGCAUCUUUUCUCAAACUUCAGUUACAUUCUUCCAAUUGUCUUGGUUUUUUAAGGUUUUCGCAGGCCUUAACUUGCCCAGAGCUUAGUACAGCAAGCAGAGCUUACAUACACUCUAAGAUUAGUGAGGUCAAAGGUGAAGAAGAGUUCUUUGACCUUGAUGUAGAAACACUGAUUGAGAUCCUUCAGAGUGAGGACCUACGAGUGGACAAUGAAUAUGAAGUCUUUGAAGCAGCAAUGAACUGGAUAUCACAUGAUCCACCGAACCGACGGAAACAUUUGGUGAGGGUUCUUGAGCCAGUAAGGAUACCGAUCAUCCAACCUGCUCAACUCUUCAGGUACGUUGAGGAAUGUAAGGAUCUUAGCUUGAGGAUUGCAACGGGAAAGCUCCUCCAGGAUUACCAUCCAAGAAGAAAGUCUCAGGCAUCGACCAAAGUCUCACAUGCUAAGUCUCUAUUGCCUUCAAAGUAUUACCAGCCUCGUAAAAGCUCCAGGAAGCGUUUGCUUGUGAUGGGUGGCUACUGCAAGAAGAACAGUGAAGGGUGGUCAGGAUGGGGCAACACAACAACCCUUAGUGAUGUGGAACUUUAUGAUUCGUUUGAUCAAACAUGGCAUCCCUUUCCUGCUAUGCAGCAGCCACGUAGCGGGUUCGGUGCGGCUGUAAUUGGUGGAACUGUCUAUGCCAUAGGUGGUGAGCAUGAGUCUCUACUCUCACAGAAUGUGGAAAAGUAUGAUGCGGUGGAGAAUUGUUGGACGAAGAUGUCACCCCUUCUAUGCCCCAGGAGCUCUCAUGGAGUGUGUGUGGUAGAUAAUAAGAUCUAUGUAUUUGGAGGCUGGGUUGGUCUAGAGAUGGGAGCUGACAUUGAGAGAUGUGACCCUGACGAUGAUGUAUGGACAGUCCAUGAUAGGCUAGCAUCCCUUAGAAGCAACUUUGGUGUGGUUUCUCAUGAAGGUCUGGUAUACCUUGCCGGUGGGGCUUCUGAUACUGGUACAGAACUGAGGCUUGUGGAGAGCUACAAUCCUGUUAUCAAAGAAUGGACUCAGCUUGCUAGCAUGCGUACAAGACGAUCACAGUGUGCAAUGGCUGUAUUAGACGAUGCCCUCUAUGUUGUAGGAGGGUACAACUCAUCAAAGAAUGUCCUAUCAUCGGUUGAAAGGUACUCUUUAUUAGAGGACAAGUGGAUUAAAGUGAAGUCCAUGAUAAUGCCUAGAGCAUGUGCUGGAGUGGCUGUAGCGCAUGGUAAACUUUAUGUGGUAGGCGGCAAAGGAUCAAGUAGACCAAAUACUGCCCCACCUACAUUGGACACUAUGGAGUGCUAUGACCCUGAGACUGACAUCUGGAUUGACCUUGGUCGAAUGACUGUAGGUCGUUGUGAGGCAGCUGUAGCAGUACUGUGACCCUGAGACUGACAUCUGGAUUGACCUUGGUCGAAUGACUGUAGGUCGUUGUGAGGCAGCUGUAGCAGUACUGUGACCCCGAGACUGAAAUCUGGAUUGAUCUUGGUCGAAUGACUGUAGGUCGUUGUGAGGCAGCUGUAGCAGUACUGUGACCCUGAGAUGGACAUCUGGAUUGACCUAGGUCAAAUGACUGUAGGUCGUUGUGAGGCAGCUGUAGCAGUACUGUGACCCCGAGACUGACAUCUGGAUUGACCUUAGUCGAAUGACUGUGGGUAGUGUGAGGCAGCUGUAGCAGUACUGUGACCCCGAGACUGACAUCUGGAUUGACCUAGGUCGAAUGACUGUAGGUCGUUGUGAGGCAGCUGUAGCAGUACUGGGACCCUGAGACUGACAUCUGGAUUGACCAAGGUCGAAUCACUGUAGGUCGUUGUGAGGCAGCUGUAUCAGUACUGUGACACUGAGACUGACACCUGGGUUCUGAUUUAUUUCGUUAUUCCACUCCGAUCAAUCCAUUAUAGAUCAUUUUUGUAUGAAUAUGAUGAAAUGCCACAUGAAGCACAACAAGAUAUUCUAUUAGUUUAUCAACUGCCUGUUUUUUUUUUUUUUACCUAUUUCAAUGUCCAAAAGCUUUUGUUGCAUUCCUAUCUAGGUGGGAAUUGUCAAAUGUUUGAUUUGAUUUGAUUAAUUCAUUAUUGAAUUCUUUAUCAUUUCAUAAAUCAUAUAUUUUCAUGCACAUGGAUUUGAAUUUGAUGUUCAAUUUUUCCAAUACAGUACGAUGCAAGUAGGGUUUAGAAGUCUCAGUUUGACUGUUCCCUGCUGCAAGUAACUGCUCUUAUGGCCCAUGCCUAUAGAUUUAUGACAAUACAGUGCAUCCCAGAAAAAACGAAACCGAGAAUUAUCAAUGUUUUAUCAUAACUUAAUCACAUUCAUAAUUAAUA
Molecule: messenger RNA, 2870 nt
Organism: Strongylocentrotus purpuratus (purple sea urchin)
Lineage: Eukaryota; Metazoa; Echinodermata; Echinoidea; Camarodonta; Strongylocentrotidae
Product: actin-binding protein IPP
Exons: 5
Coding region: 97-1932 (611 amino acids)
Molecular function (GO): actin binding
Source: RefSeq, a predicted model, not a curated record